AGAAAUUUCAACCCCUCCCGCAAGCCGACAUGGAUUUCAACAUCAGCCCGCGUAUGUUAGUUGGAGCGGCCAUCGCGUACUACGGGACUCUUAUGUUCUACCGCUUGUUCCUUCAUCCUCUGGCUCGCUUUCCCGGUCCAAGGCUAGCGGCCAUCUCGCGCUGGUACGAGGCUUACUAUGACGUUAUUCUAGAUGGGCAAUACACUUCAAAGAUUGCAGAGCUUCACAAAAUAUAUGGCCUCAUCAUCCGGAUCAGCCCUUACGAGCUACACGUCAGCGACCCCGCAUUCUUCAAUACGCUCUAUCGCACGGAUGGACGCUGGAACAAGUAUUCCUGGACGUACGAUGCCUUCGGGGCCAAGGGCUCCACUAUCUUCUGUUCAGAUCACGAUGCCCAUAAGGCUCACCGCCGUGCCAUCGCCCCAUUUUUCUCCAAGUCUAAUGUUGCUGCACGGGAAGAUCUACUACACCGAAACAUCGAAAAGCUAUGUCAGCGCAUUUCCAAGCUCGCUGGAACCAGCUUCAACCUAGGAGCAGCCAUCAGCGCCUUCACACGAGACAAUGCCAAUGAAUUCAUUGUUGGUAAAGCUUACAAUGAGCUCGAGCUGGAAGACUUCGGUAUCGGAUUAUCUAUCGCGUCUCAAGGCGCCGGCGUCUUCUGGCGCACGACGAAGCAUAUACGCUGGUUCGGCCCCGCAUUGAGAGCGAUGCCCGUCGACUGGGCCAUGAAGGUGGCAGAUGAAGGCACCAAAUCCUUCCUGCGGUAUCUGCAGCAAUCCGAACAGGACACGCGAGAUACUUUGGCUGCUGCAGCGUCCUCCUCCCCUGACGAUAAAGUCCAGAACACCAUAGUACACGCGAUUGUUCACUCCGACCUCCCAGCCGCGGAAAAAACUUUCGACCGCAUUUUUGAGGAAGUAGCUACCGUGACUGGUGCAGGGUUCGAAACAACCGCCAACACCAUGAGGCUGAUCCUAUUCCACGUGUACACCAAUGACGGGAUCCUAAGACGUCUCAGAAAGGAACUCGCUUCGCUUCCAACUCACUCUUCCAAGGCAAAUGCGUUGAAGGAGCUGGAGCAGCUGCCCUAUCUCACGGCUGUUUUAAUGGAAGGCAUGCGCCUGAGUCCUGCAGUCGCCUCACGAGCGGCGCGUAUCACGGAUAAGGACCUCUUCUACAACCACUGGCGCAUUCCUGCCGGUACACCCGUCGGAAUGACUACUCUGUUGAUGCACACGGACGAGAAAUUGUAUCCUAAUCCAAUGCGCUUCGAGCCAGAGCGGUGGAUGGACUCUACGGCCCGGAGAGCAGCCGCCUCGAAGUAUGCCCCCUUCUCGCGAGGCACAAGGAUAUGCCUCGGCAUGCAUCUAGCGUGGGCAGAGAUGUACUUGCUUCUUGCUGCCCUAGUUCAGCGCUUCACCUUUACGAUUGAGGGUGCCGCGGCCGUUGAUUUCGAGUUGGAGAAGGACAAUUUUGGAAUCGGCACCAAGGCUGGAUGCAACUUGAUGGCGCAUGUUGCUUCGUAGGAGGCUCGAUAUCGCGCGGUCUUGCGGUGGCUUAGUUUGCGAAUGACCCUGCCCCUCGGUCAUCGUAUGUGGAAGGAAUUCGCCGAUAAUGCGUUCACCUCCGACGUGAACCACCAUCGUGUCGUGGCCUAACUAAGGCAUCUCCGAGAAACCGCCAGCUGAAGCUGCGAUUUACGUGCUACGUAUUUGCAGUUCGACCAGGGUGGCUCGUGUUGGCGGAGUGAUGGGUUUGCGCAUGGGUUGUGGUAGGGAAACGUGCAGAUGCGAUGGGGAAUAAGACUGGUCACUCUUCACCUAUAAAGGUUCAAC
Molecule: messenger RNA, 1835 nt
Organism: Trematosphaeria pertusa
Lineage: Eukaryota; Fungi; Ascomycota; Dothideomycetes; Pleosporales; Trematosphaeriaceae
Product: trichodiene oxygenase
Exons: 5
Coding region: 30-1526 (498 amino acids)
Molecular function (GO): heme binding; oxidoreductase activity, acting on paired donors, with incorporation or reduction of molecular oxygen; iron ion binding
Source: RefSeq, a predicted model, not a curated record